Molecule: messenger RNA, 354 nt
Organism: Camelina sativa (false flax)
Lineage: Eukaryota; Viridiplantae; Streptophyta; Magnoliopsida; Brassicales; Brassicaceae
Source: RefSeq, a predicted model, not a curated record
AUGUUGAAAAAGAUUUCUCCAUCAAUUCCAAGGAUCCGUUCUAUCCUUCAGUGCUUGGGAACUUUCCCAUUUUCUUCCAAAGCUGAUGACAAAGAUGCCCAAGCUUUGGCAGAAGCUAAGGAUGCUGAGAAUAAGGCGCUAAGGGAGAAGAAGGAGGACGAUGAUGCACUUAUUGAAGCCGUUAAGAAAGAACAUCGAUUAAAAGAAAAGGAGAGAAAGAGGCUGAAAGAGGAAGAGAAGAAGGAUGAUGAGGACGAGAAUAAGGAGGAAGAAGAGAAGAAGGAUGAUGAGGACGAGAACAAGGAGGAAGAAGACAAGGAUGAUGAGGACGAGAACAAGGAGGACAAGGAAUAA